CUCUGAGGCCCGCCGUUCUUUAUCAAUGAGAGUGACGUAGGUUGUGUGCCGAAUGGAGAUGGAGUAGGGUGGACCCGACCACCGGGACUGGGUGUCGCUGCAAACACACACAGGGAAUCGUAGUCGGAAUCGGAGUCGGGAAUCGGGGCCAGUACGUUAAAAACUGUUGCACUGCGUCGCUGGGACGUCAGUUCAUUCAGAACAGUCGAAGGGCGCAGACCACUGAAAGACAAAAGACAAAAAUCGCGGAGUCGACGUCGACCUCCCACCUCCAGAUCCGAGACUCCUAUUUGGGACACCGACACCACAAUAGCCAUGAAGAUGCCACUGCUGACCCUCCGACGGAGCAGUGCUUUGCCCAUCCUGGCACUAAUCCUGUGCCUCAGUCCGCUGAUCCAGGCGGUGCCCGCCUCGGUGCUCGCCCAGGACACGGAGCUCUCCACCAGCGCCAACCAUAAGCUCCAGCUCCAGCAGCAGCAGCAGCAACAGCAGCUGGAAAAACAGCAGCAGCAGCAGCAUCAGCAGCAGCAGCAGCAACAGCCGGCAGCAGCGAAACGUUCCGAGGAGGCGAACGUUGUGCCCUCGGCGGACAAGAAGUCGAGUCCGGAAAUUGUGCCCGCUUCCUUUAGCAAUGCUCCAUCGGCCCGGAAUGCUCCCAUUCCCGCGAUCUCCUCCAGCCAACAGGUGCCAUCCGGCAUUUAUGCCUUGCCCAGCAACGAUGAGAUCCUGGCCGCCGUGGCUGCCGCAGCCCAAAAUAGCCAGCAGCAGCUGCAGGAGGAGCCCAUCCCGCUGGAGGAGGCGGUGGCCAGCUCCACGAUGCGCAAGCGGGGCGUCAACUACGAGUACAACCCGUACUUGUCGCCGGCGGCCAGCGACUACGGCAGUGAUGUGCCGAAUGGCGUUUGGUCGGAUGACUACGAGGCCGCCGUUCCCGUCAGCUAUGGCGAACGGGAUCUCCAGGAAAUCGAUGACUACGUUCCAGAGCGAAGAGUGAGUGGCUCGAGUGCGCGGAACAAGGCCUAUGAUAACCUGCAAAAUCUCCUGAAUGCCGAGGCCUAUCUGGAGAGCAUUCCCCUCUCGGUUCCGCUGACCUAUGCCAACCGGAACUACAACUUGGAUGACCGGAACAAGCGGGGUAUUUACUACAACAUGGGCGCCAGUGGUGCCAGUGGUGCAAGCAGCCUUGGCAGUGAUAGUGGCUAUAAUAGCGAAAAUAUCAACCUCAACAAAUAUCGUCGCUUCAAUGAUAUGCGUCUGAAACGCGACACCCAGCUGAAUCCCGCCGACAUGUUGGCCCUGGUUGCCUUGGUGGAGGCUGGUGAAAGGGCGCGGAAGGAGAGCGAUGUGGAGAGCUCCGUGGCAGUGCCCAUGAUCGCCUCCGAUGACCUUGACUAUGUGCCGGCAAACAGUUGGAUGGACGUGCCCGUACAGGCGCAACCCGCUCUGGUGGACUACUACGGAAUGCCGCUGGACAACCAGAACCAGGUGAUGCCCAAGUAUGAGUACGUGCCACGCCAACACAAGUACACUGGAGUCAAUAGCCGCUUUGGGGCCUCGAAACAGCGCUAUAUGGUGGCCAAGAAGAAGCGUUCCAUUAGUCAGAGCCAAUUUAUGAAUGAGCCCGUGGCCGAACGUGGAUCCAGCUAUAAUGGCGAAAAGUACUUUUAAAUCCAAAGAUCCCAACGCAUCGAUAGUCUACUAUAUAGUAUUUAAUGAUAGCCCACACAGGCCCCACGAAAAGUAUUUCUCGUUUUUUCCAAAAAAAAAAACAUUGAUCAUAAACAUAAUCCAAGGAUAAAAAAUCCACAAAUUUUUCAAUUCAAUUAUAGUAAAUGAGCUAGUGUGUCAAGGUCAACUCGUGUGCAAUUUUUGUGUAGAACUUCAAUUUUAAACCAACACUAACAAGAAUCAAAUUAUUGUUAUAAAAUAUUAUAUGUCAAGAACAUAAUCAAAUCAAUGUUUUUAGUAUGUCGAACUGGGUUCGAUGAUUUUCUCCCACGAAAACUAAUCCUUAGUCUAACCGAAAAAUGGAACUAAACCGAAUCUAAAAGCCACUUAAUCCCUGUAAGAAAUCAAUGUCUAUGGCAAACUAAAUGUACAAUUACUAAGAAACCAGAGAAACCGCAACUAUCUGUAUCUACUUGUGUGUAAUACUUAUCGAACUAGAGGCUUCCCGACUAGUACAAAAAAAUUGAGAGAAGAAUGUUCAAAAAUAUAUUAUAUAUACUAUAUAUAUAUAUAUAUGUAUAUCGGAUAGCAAACAAUCGCCAAAAAAUACGGCUAGUUAUCAACUUUAAUCGAGCUCAGAUGCGACAAUGGUCCCCUAAACCGCUUUAAUUUAAAAAACUAAAUAUUUUUGAAGACGUAUGAAGCCACCACAUUGCGAUUUAAACUUUUAUAUAGCCACGCGCCGACUUGCGGACAAAUCGAUCAAAUGAGAAAUGAUGCUGAGAGUUUUAAUCAUAUAUAUAUACUGAAUAACCGCAGCUAAAAUAUAUAUUAACUAUACGUAUACAAUAUGCAAACUAUUUGUCAAAAUUAUAAGAAGUGGCUCAGGCAUAAAUAUUUUAAAUAUUCUAUGCCGAAGAUGGAGAGACGUAUUUUUAAUUUGAAUGAAAAAUUGUCUGACUGUUUUUGGUAAUAAUCAAAUAUACAUACAUAUAAAACAUAAAUUAUAUAUUACUUAUACAGAGUAUUUAAAAUGCAUUAAUAGCGUAUAUAUGUGUGUGUGUAUACAAUACAAUACAAAGAAAUACAUAUAUAUAUAUAUAUGAACACUCAACUAACUAUAAUAUUAUAUAUAUAUUUUCCCUUACACUUUUUGGGUCUCUGAAAAUUUGGCCUUUAAUUUACGCCUUAAGUUCUUUACGCGAGCUUAAUUUGAAAAUACAUUUAUUUACAAGCAACUGAUUUACGAUUAAAUAAAAUACGUCUUUGGUUUGGAA
Messenger RNA from Drosophila elegans, 2945 nucleotides. Its product is annotated as AF4/FMR2 family member lilli. The transcript is spliced from 5 exons. Lineage: Eukaryota; Metazoa; Arthropoda; Insecta; Diptera; Drosophilidae. The record is from RefSeq and is a predicted model, not a curated record. Bases 316 to 1668 code for a protein of 450 amino acids.